Molecule: messenger RNA, 850 nt
Organism: Hermetia illucens (black soldier fly)
Lineage: Eukaryota; Metazoa; Arthropoda; Insecta; Diptera; Stratiomyidae
Gene: Coq7
Product: 5-demethoxyubiquinone hydroxylase, mitochondrial
Exons: 4
Coding region: 209-790 (193 amino acids)
Biological process (GO): determination of adult lifespan; regulation of reactive oxygen species metabolic process; ubiquinone biosynthetic process
Cellular component (GO): nucleus; mitochondrial inner membrane
Molecular function (GO): 3-demethoxyubiquinol 3-hydroxylase activity
Source: RefSeq, a predicted model, not a curated record
GCGCUGCAUUCAGCGAGUGCAACAAUCAGAAUCAGCUGAUUAUUUUGAUGUUUUCGUGUUGUGGCUAGUUGAUGUCGGCUUGAAUUUAUUUCGUAUUUACUAUCAACUAUUGGUCGCUGACAACUGGAAAAAUCAUCCGAAUUAUUUUGGUUGUGAUAAUUACUUUCAGUGCGAGAAACAUAUCCGAUUUUCCUCUAAUCCAUCAAAAAUGCUGCGAAACCGAGUUACAUUUGUGCAGAUAAAGAACGUUCGCCUUUUUAAUCAAAGAGUUUCGCCGUUAACGGAUGAAAUUAUUCGAGUUGAUCAUGCUGGCGAAUUAGGUGCUGAUCGUAUUUAUGCCGGACAAAUGGCUAUAUUGGGCAAAACCGAAGUGGGACCAACGAUUAAACAUAUGUGGGAACAAGAAAAGGAACACAGACGGCAGUUUGAAGAACUAAUCAAUAGAUACAGAGUAAGGCCGACAGUAAUGACGCCGGUGUGGAAUGUAGCAGGAUUUCUACUGGGAGCAGGAUCUGCUUUGUUAGGUGAAAAAGCGGCUAUGGCGUGUACUGUAGCUGUUGAAACCGUAAUCGUAGAACAUUAUAAUGAUCAAUUGCGACAAAUUAUGGAGGCAAGUCCAACACCUGAUAAGGAAUUAUUGGAGAUUAUAACGAAAUUUCGCGAUGAAGAACAAGAACAUCAUGAUACCGGUAUCGAUCACGGUGCGGAGCAAGCGCCUUUUUAUAAAGCACUUACGGAAGUUAUAAAAUUAGGCUGCAAAACGGCAAUAGCCAUAUCGAAAAAGAUUUGAAAUAACUUGUAGUUGUUGGUGAUUGUUUGUAAAUAAAUGAUUCUAUUGUAAUAAUUGUAA